Molecule: messenger RNA, 4059 nt
Organism: Mya arenaria
Lineage: Eukaryota; Metazoa; Mollusca; Bivalvia; Myida; Myidae
Product: EF-hand domain-containing family member B-like
Exons: 10
Coding region: 206-1987 (593 amino acids)
Molecular function (GO): calcium ion binding
Source: RefSeq, a predicted model, not a curated record
UGUUGUUUCUAGGGAAGUGUCAACAGUAAUCCUGUACAGGAAAGUGUGUGAAAUCGGGAUAACUUUCCCGUUUUAGCAGCCCUUUCUUGUUGAUUUAUAUGUUGUUGUACAGUAUUUCAAUAGCAUAUACUAUAAAGCAAUCUGAGGGGAGUUUUUUUAAUAAUUUUAUUGCAAACUAAGACAAAACAUAUAAAAUUGUCACACCAUGACUACUGCAAUGAAACUGCCAGAUAUAUCCCAGCAGACGAUUUAUUCAGGGAAAUACAAAGACUGGAGUCCUGACCUGCGACCGGCUGGAAAAUUGACAGCUACUGGGGACAAGGUGGUGACAUGUUUGAAACCUCCAUCAGAUGGCAGGCCUCCAAGCCCUGAGGUGAUCCGCAAGUUCAGAGCCACAGUCCGCCCUGAUGCUGGAGAAAUGAGAGUGUUUUACGGGAGAGCAAAAGACCCCCAUCGUGUCUGGGCAACAGAAAUGAACCAUGGGAUCAGUACUCAGCCCUCUUUCUUCGCUAAAGAGCUGGUCAAUCCAAGACCCAAGUCAUUGUUCCAACAGAGAAUGUUGGAUCGUAAGGAGGGUCACUAUGCGAGCCACAUCACAGCCCCACUCGGCAGGUCACAUAAUCAGGCAACUGGGCUGCCACCGGGGUUGAACAAAUAUGAGUUUACCUUUGGGAUUCCCACUGAACUUGACACCGGAGCUGGUGGUCUCAUUAACCCGAACAAGACAUACGAGAGAGUUGAAGAGGAGAGUGCUGUCGGCCAUGAGCUGUACAGACAGACGCAUCUCAACUUCAAUGUGGGUGAACAGCUGCACCGGGCAUACACCUCACCUAACUUUAAGAACACCAACAAGUUUGGUAUCCCUACACCCCAUGACAAUACAGGGAAGCAUCUGAAGAAGACGCUGAAGUGGCUGCAUGAAGCUGAGCAGGAACGAGCCACCAAGAUUGUGUCCAAACGCGUUGAUGAGUUCCGUGAGAGGAGCCAGGAGCAGCUGGGACAGGUCCAUGACCCAAUCAAGGACACACUGCGAGUCCCGCCAGACCACACAUUUGGCAUUCUCUUGAAGCCAGACGAGUAUGGGGCGGGAGACUUGCUGCAUAUGCGAGGGCCCGGACAGUACCUCCGGGGUAAUGACAGGCAGAGGGGCGUGGUUUCGGCAAUCAGACAGCACCUGAAAAAAGCCAACUAUCACAACUUCCAGGACCUCAGCUCGGCAUUUAGACAUUAUGAUAAGGACGGUAAGGGCAAAAUCGACAUGGACGAUCUUCGCGAGGCGUGCAUCCAGUUCCACCUUCCCGUGGAGCCUGAACUUCUCUGUCAACUCAUGGACUACUGUGACCUGGACAGGGACGGGAAAAUCAACUAUCUAGAGUUCGCUAACUUCCUCAACUGGAAAGAUAAGAUGCCUACUGGACUAGACCAGCAGACGUCACCAAAAACCCCAGAGGUUCCUGUCGAGAAGCCGAUUAUUAAGGAUGAAGACCUGGUGGUGCGUACACCUCAGAGCGCUGAGACCACCCCUCGUCGACUUCAGAAACAAAUUGACCAUGCAAUCGGGGACCACAGGACAAGUGCCAGUAUGAUCAAUGCAGUAGUUGGACCUACUGGGUUCUCCACAAAAGACUACAGAAAGUAUGGUGUCCCUACCAUCCGUACUGACCUGCCCGCCCCUCGUAUUCGCCGAGUGGAUGACCGCAAGAACUAUGGUGAUGAGUCUGAUGCGUUUGGACUUGUGAAUCCCUCACUGUUCAGUCAGCGUGGAGUGUAUGAGAAAGAUUUCCUUCUGCCACGGUCGAGAGAAGAGAUCCGUGAGAUUUUCACCAGUUGCGGCAUACAGAUGACUGGAGAAACCUUCUUGAAUUUUUACGAUACUGCCGCUCAAAGACACCCGAAAGGUUUCGUCAGCGUAGAAUCUUUCCGAAGUGUUAUGGACGAGUUGCAAGCAACAAGAGUGAGGUCCGGUCAGCACCCACUAGCGGUGUGAUAUAUUAAGUGACAUUUCACCUUAGAAUAGAGUUAACAUAUCAACCAUUAAUUUUCAAUCCAUUGUUUACUGAAAUUUUUGAAACUGAAAUGGAUUUCCAAUUUUAAAAAAAUGAUGAAUAUUUCUAUUCAUAAAGUAUUUAUAAUAUAAAAACUGUUAAUAAAAUGAGACUUUUUGUUAUAUAUUAAAAACAUUUUUGUUACUGGUUUUCUUGACUAGUUUACACUGGUCCACUUGUUGAGAACUUUGAUUAUGUUAACAAUGUGAUAAAUGACAUAAUUGUUCAUUUUAAAGGUGAAAUACUAUAUUAUGUGCGCAUAUAUUUUAAAUAGAAAAAGUUCAUCUAAAUCAUUGCCACAAAUCCUGUUAGGAGUACUGCAAAGCAUACAUAUGUGGGCAGUAUCUUUGUAACUUCUAGAGAGGUGAAGAAUUAAAAAUUAACAACGAUUAUGUUAAUAAUGUUGUUAACUAACCGGUAAACAAAGUUCUGAACAGUCGGCCUUCUCAGUCUGUAGCGUGAUAAUACUACACAGAUUAAAUGUGUAUAAGUUUUGAUGAUGCAUAUGUAUGUAUCAACUAUACCUGUGAUAGAGUAUUUAGAGCAUUAGAAAUGAGUAAUCAAAAUGCAUUGUCACUAAAAUAGUUUUCAAAUUCACAUUGUUUAUGUAUACAUGUACUGUUGUGGUUGUUUUAAGCAUUAAUCUGUGAUAAUUCAGAAAAUGACAGCAUUUUACCAUUCAUUUAACAUGAUGCACUAUGAAUAUUUUUUAUAUUUCAUAAGCUCAUACAAGUUUUAUUCUCUCAAUAAAAGUAUUAUAAGAUGUUUGUUUUAUGCAAAUGAUACACAAAAGUUUAAUUAUGUAUUAUGUAUACCGUAAAAAGCAUUAAAUGACCCUUGUGUCAGAACACUGUCUUAAUAUGACAAAAUGAUAAGGUAAAUACAGUUUACUUAAUAUUUUAUUCAGUUUACCCAAAUGUGAUAUUGUAUCGAAUCAGCAUUAAUAUUUUUAUGCUACUUUUCAUACACAUUGUGUAAUUGUGGUAUUUAUGAAUUUAUAAAAUAUACUAUGAUUGAUUAGUUGUGCUUUAAAAUGAUUUUACUGCCUAUUAUUCAUUAAUUAUAAAAUGGAUGUGUUUCCUUUCAGUAACGCUUCUUAAGCCGAGCACUUGUAAAUACAUGUGUUAAGUUGCUUCAUUUCUAAAUAUGUGUUUGUUUUGAAUCUUACAAUUGUUACUGUUUACAUAAUGUAAAUAUUGAAAAUGUGUUAACUAUAAACGGCUAUUGUUAAAAUAUUAUAUAAAUGGCGUUUUUUGCUGAAGUAUAUUUGACAGUGACUUAUUUUAAGCGUCCUUGUGUUCUUCAGAGUGACCAUAUCUUUUAUUGUGUUUUUAAGUACAUGAUCAUUAUAAUUAUACAUGUGUAUAUGUUAUUCACUGGAUAAGAUAAUUUCUAUAAACAUUAUUUACCAAUACAUAAGAAAUUAAUAUCAGAUUAUUUUUUUUUAUAUAUUUAGAGGUUUCUUAUACUUGUAUUAUACUAGUAACUUAAUAAUUCAGAAAUUUAGAUGGUUUGAACAAUCUGUAGUGGUUUAUUUGUUAAAAAAAUGUUAUAUUUUCUGAGUAGUUAAUUUGGCAAUAUUAGCAGGAAUACUGAAACACUUUAAUUAAUCAUUAAUUACAAAAGUCAUAUGAGUAAGAAUUACUUGUAUUGAUAUGGAAUGCACUGUUUUAGAAUGUCUUAAAUUUACAUUAACUGAGCUGUAACGGAAUAAAUCAUUUUGCAGUCAUAAUGUUGUUCAAUAACACCAAAAUGGCAAUUUUUUUUUAACAUUGAGGUUAAUAUAAAUUAACAUAAAAAAACAACCAUGCUGUGGAUAUACAAAUACUUCCAAGUGGAAUUGUAAUUAAUUUAAUUUAAAUGGAGCCAUUCAAAUUCACAUAGUUGUGGGUCUCAUAGCUUCAGUUAUUUUUUAUGAAAGUUGUUGUGAUUGUUUUAUGAAUACAUGUACCUUAACUAUCACUAUGUUAACUAUGGCAGAUCUUUAAAUAAACAAAUAAAAAGUUGGUACAGA